Molecule: messenger RNA, 1726 nt
Organism: Cucumis melo (muskmelon)
Lineage: Eukaryota; Viridiplantae; Streptophyta; Magnoliopsida; Cucurbitales; Cucurbitaceae
Exons: 12
Coding region: 61-1587 (508 amino acids)
Biological process (GO): translation
Cellular component (GO): mitochondrial small ribosomal subunit
Molecular function (GO): structural constituent of ribosome; methyltransferase activity
Source: RefSeq, a predicted model, not a curated record
CUAAAACCCAAAAAUCGGUAAAACCUUUCGUGGCUGCUCAGUCCGUAAACGUGAUCGACAAUGGCGUCUCUAUUACAAGAAACAUCUCAAAAAGUACUCACGCCGGAGAUUCUCCGCUCCGCCGCCAAACAAUCACAGGGUUGCCUCGUCGUCCCAGUCCGCCUCCGCCGUGCCAUCAAGAAGUACCUCGGAGACCAAGAAGUGUCUCACUUGAAGAGGAAGGUGUUGAGGCUGUCUAAAACAUUCAGUGGCAUCAAGGAUGUUAAUCUGCAGCUGGCAGCAACCACUUCAAAGGAACUUGUUGAAGAUCCUCUGAAAUCCGUAGAGCAAUCCCAGCGCUGGAAGAUUAAGAGCGUCUAUGGCGAUAUUGGCUUUCAGUACACAGAUGAUGAGACCAUUGCUUAUGUCGCCUCUCGUAUGCCUGCUGUUUUCUCUGCUUGCUACAGAGUUCUUAACGAGGUUCGUAGAAGACUACCCGAUUUCUCUCCAACUAGUGUAUUGGAUUUUGGUGCUGGGACUGGUUCAGGUUUCUGGGCUUUGCGAGAGGUUUGGCCUCAUUCUAUACAGAAAGUUAAUAUAGUAGAACCAUCGCAAUCAAUGCAACGUGCUGGGCAGAGUUUGAUUCAAGGCCUAAAGAACUUGCCACUUAUUCAUGGUUAUGACAGCAUUCAGUCGCUUAACAAAGAUAUUAGUAAGUCAGAGAGAGAACAUGACCUUGUCAUUGCUUCUUAUGUUCUCGGGGAGAUACCGUCAUUUCAGGACAGGGUAACCAUAGUACGCCAGCUUUGGAAUCUUACAAAAGAUGUUCUGGUUUUGGUUGAACCUGGAACACCACAAGGCUCGAAUAUCAUCUCUCAAAUGCGAUCUCAUAUACUGUGGAUGGAAAAAAGAAAAUGGAAGAAAUAUGAAAACAAGAAAAAUAUAGCUUCUAAGGACUUGGUAACUCAAACGUGCGGUGCUUAUGUAGUUGCUCCUUGUCCUCAUGAUGGAAAAUGUCCAUUAGAGAAUUCUGGCAAGUAUUGCCAUUUUGUUCAGCGGUUGCAAAGGACAACUACGCAACGAACUUACAAGCAUUCCAAGGGUAAAUCUUUAAGAGGCUUUGAGGAUGAGAAAUUUUCUUUUGUUGCUUUCAGGCGUGGACAACGUCCUCGGGAACCGUGGCCUCUCGAUGGCAUGAGAUUUGAGACACUAAAGGAACAGCGUGCCAAAAGAAAUCCAGAAGAUCUAGAGAUUGAUUAUGAGGAUCUAGUAAAGAUGGAAAAUCAACUUCAAGUUGUUCCAUACCAAGAAGCGGAUCCAGUUUCAUAUGAUUCUGAUGUCAUGGAAACUGAAGUUCUUGACGUUGAUGAAGAAGAAGAGGGAGAGGAACAAGGAGAACCAGCGCUUGCUGAUCUCAGUGGUGGUUGGGGCAGAAUUGUAUUUCCACCAAGACGAAGGGGUAGGCACAUAACAAUGAAUAUUUGUCGAUCGACAAAACGAGAUGCCUCGGAGGGCUCAUUUGAGCAAGUUGUUGUAACACAAAGUCAGAAUCCUACUUUACACCAUCAAGCUCGAAGGUCAAUUUGGGGUGAUUUAUGGCCUUAUUGAAUUCUAUUUUCAUGUUUCAAGCAUGGCCAUCCAUACAUGAAUUAUUCAACCUCUUAAAAAUCUGUAUAGAAGCCUAGUGAGUUACAUUGAUUUUGAGAGUGAAAUCAUCGGCAUCAAUAGUAUUUUUCUUUGAGUUCAA